Venturia canescens is the source of this 2381-nucleotide messenger RNA. RefSeq names its product salivary gland-expressed bHLH (gene sage). The record is from RefSeq and is a predicted model, not a curated record. Gene Ontology annotation, molecular function: DNA-binding transcription factor activity, RNA polymerase II-specific; RNA polymerase II cis-regulatory region sequence-specific DNA binding; protein dimerization activity. Gene Ontology annotation, cellular component: nucleus. The transcript is spliced from 3 exons. Lineage: Eukaryota; Metazoa; Arthropoda; Insecta; Hymenoptera; Ichneumonidae. Gene Ontology annotation, biological process: mesoderm formation; regulation of transcription by RNA polymerase II. The coding region runs from base 1128 to 2075 and encodes 315 amino acids.
CACUUUAUUCUUUAGCCUCUAUUGUACGUCUCUCACGAGCGAUUCUCGUCGGGCCUCAUUAGUACCGCAGGCAUCGGCUAGAUGGAUCAUUGUAUCACCGAGCAAACAUUUCUAUUCCCAUUUUCAUUUCAUACGCUCACACGCCCUCUCUCUCUCUCUCUCUCUCUCAUAUUCUCUGUUAUCUCCCCUGGUCUUGAUCACUCGCUCUGACGCGUCGCUUAGCCCGUACUUAUGUUAAUGAAGCGUACCCGCUCUUAGAGGAGAGGUGACCCGUCCAACGAACCGGGACCGAUCUAUUCAACAAUCAUUUUCGUACAAAUGGAAAUAAGAAAAGAAUGUUCAUUCGAAUAUGCAUUCUAGUCCCCCCUCCCCCUUUCUCUCUCUCGGUCUCAUACGUUUUUGGAAACUUUUUCGAAUCGCAUAGAACUACGACAAACAAUUGUGAGUAAUCGAGAAAAAAAUUAGCCCGGCAUGUGAUUUUAAGGAAAAACGUUAAACCACGAAUCGUAAAAUAAUGUUCGUUGAAUGAAAAAUUGAAAACUUCAUAAUCGCAAUGAUACGCGAAGGGGCUUCGAAAUGAUCGAUAUUCGAGCCAGUCGUCGUAGAUCAUCGUGAUGUGUCGUGGAAAAAGACAGCGAGAGAGAGAGAGAGAGACAUAAUAUCAAAAAAUAUGGAUAUAAAGACUGGGGAGCGAGGGCGAAGGGGAGAAAAGAAUGAGGUGGCAUACAAGACCUCGGGAGACGGCUUUUCGACUCGAUUCGUUUGAGAGCCCCUGAUCGAACACCUGAAUACUUAAUAAACGGAUAAAAUUAACAUUAAUAACGACAGACUCGUAUACGAGAGAGCCGAUCGACUCAUUGUGCGAUGAGACGGAAUGCUUCCUCGCGUGGCCUAGUCGCGUGUGACAUCCCGUACGGGAAGGAGGCGCGCUCUUCUUCCCGAAAGAGCCCUUCCGCGAAUCCUCCAUUUAUAAUCCCACACCUCCUACUUUCCAUUCGAUCAUCGUGCGUGCAAGUUUUUUCGUUCUUCUUUCGUUAUGGAGAACAGCGAUGAUCGAGGAGAGUGCGAUAAAAAAGUGGUAAAGCACGAGGUAUUGAAAAUCCUCCCGAAGCAUCCGCUUCGAUCGAAUGUUUGUUUUUCAUUGUCGUUGGAUACUAAUUUCACUUUCAUUUGUUUCCCAUUGGGCUGGUCAGUCGGAAAACGAGAGCAACGACGACGAAGGCGCCGACAACGCUCGCUGUGACGAUGCGUAUUCCCGGUGUUCACCGGUUCUUUUGGAUCUUGACGAAAGUACGAAAAAACAACACGCCAAAGUCGUCGAGGAAGUCGGACGAGGCGAAAGGGCCAAAAGCGCUUCGGCGAGCUUGGAACACCCUCUGCGAUUCAGCCUCAGUCUUCAAAGAAGCUCCAUCUCGGGCGAAGAAACUUCCACCGGGGUUCUUCGUCGACGAUCCUCCAGACGACGAUGGCCCGACAACGGGUCUUACGAAGCCACCUGCACACCAGAAAACGUACGCGUGAUACGAGUCCCGGAACCAGAAGUCCUCGAACCGCACUCCCAUCUGGAAUUACUUCACCGGACAAAUAUCAAACCAAUGCAUCGGGAACCCAGCCAAACUGAGAAAGACUACAAAAAAUCGGCUUGUGACCGUGAGCGUACGAGAAUGAGGGAUAUGAAUCGCGCGUUCGAGCUGCUCAGGUCAAAACUGCCGGUUUGCAAGCCUCCGGGAAAGAAACUCUCGAAGAUUGAAUCGCUGAGGCACGCAAUAACGUAUAUAAGGCAUCUUCAAAGUCUUUUGGAGCCUCAAUAUCCGUACACGGCAGCGGCUGCAGCUGCUGCUGCUGCCGCGGUCGGUGCUCCCGAGAGACCAGGAUAUUACGGAGCGAGCACUCCCGGUGGAGCUUCUUUCGAUGUUCAACAUCCAACGCGUUGGGAGUCAUUCGCCUAUUAUCGCUACGAUUAUCACGCUCCUUUCGCGCCUCCACCACCACCUCCGCUACCACCCUUGCUUGCACGAUUGUCGAGCGAACAGCAGGACGACCAUCAUCCCAUGCGGUACAAUCUGCCGUCUUGAUCCUCUACGAAAAACACCGGAUCAUCGGUACACGCGUAUUCGUCCCAUGCGACCACGAGAAACGGCAUUCGAAUAUUUUCUUUUCUAUUUUCACUAAGCACAUUUGAAAAAUGAGAGAAACAGAAAGAAAGCGAGAGAGGAGGGAAAUGUAAGAAAAAGAAAACGAAAUAUGGAGAGUAGGUCAACCGUCACCUUGUUUGACACAUAUCGAGCUUGAAAUACUUAUCCUCGUGAUUUAUUCCGAUAAAUAUUAUUAUUAUUAUUGUUAUAGAUAUAUUAUAUUAAUAAAAAUUAUUUACAUGCCUG